AAAUUACUAAAAAAUUGCCACAGAAAAUAUUUAUGGAUAGCUGUUUUAUUUAUUACAAAUUGGAAAUUUAAAAUAAACUGCUUUCAUAUGUAUUUGAAUUUAUUUUUCUAAUGAAACUUCUGGGAAUGUUUUUCAUGCAUGCUACUAAAAUAAGAAUGAAAGUCAAGUAAGAAGUAUAAAACUUAAGAAGAUUAUUCUUCAUUUACUUUAUUUGUAUGCAUCUUAUAUGAUGCUUAAAACAGUGAAUAUUUGAGGUAGAAUUUUGAUGUAUAUGAAGUUUGGGUAUGAAUAAUAAAAUAAUUACAGUGCUGUAUAUUUAAACUGUGGUGGAAUGAAGAUCAUUAUGAUCCAUUCAGUGGAAACAAGAGGACCCAUGUUUUCGGGAACAUUUCUUUAUUGAUUACAUUUCGCACAAAAGUCAAGACAAGACAUUUAUGCACACAUCUCUCUAACAGAACAGCAUCUCGUCUCCUUGUUUUUACAAUUGCAAUGCACUAUGGAAUGCAUACCUAAUCAGACAUCACUAUCUAUUAUCCAAUAGAAAAGAUAGAAUAAUUCAACUGCUACAAAACUAUAUAUGUUCUGAAAAGUAAUGACUGAAAACUUAUUUGAAUUUAUAUUAGCAUUCUUAAUACAGCAAAAUCUAAAUUGAUUUUUAUAGCAUAAACCACCAUAAACUAUUUAUGCUUCAAGGACAUAUAUAAAAAUAAAUCUUAUUUGCAUUAUUUUCUCUGAUUUUUGAGCAAUAUAUAGUAUCUAACCAAAAUCUGUAUUGUUUUCUAAAUAACCAUUUUCUUCAUGUUUAGCAAAAACUUUACUUCUAAGAGUUACACUGUGCAUAAAUAUACAGUAGUUUAUUACUUCUGUGGAAAAGUAUUCAUAUUAAAAAGAAAGAAAAGAAAAGGAUGCAGAGAAAUGUAACAUCACCAAUUACAUUUCAUAAAGGUUUUUUUUUAUCAUUUAAUUUUUUGCUGAUUAUUGGAAAUGAGAUGUGUGCAAAUAUCUUCACAUUUUUAAUGGAUCUCAAAUCAUCUUGUCAUUGUAUUAUAAGCUGGAGAUUGAGUAUCAUCCUCAAAAGUUUUCGAAUCUGAACUUUCUCUACUAAUGACAUAUUACCCAAACUUGAUUGAUUUUGAUCAUCAGAGUAUUUUUUUCUUUGAUGAAGAUGAACUCAAAUUCAUAUCAACUUCUCCAAGAGAUCAGUUUUCUGCAAGACUUAAAAUCGCCUUGCCCUCCCUUCUAAGCAGCAUCUUCAACAUUAAAAGCUUAAAAAGUAUGAGCUUUUUGAUGAAAGGAAAAACAAGCAUUCUUCUUAGUAUUAUAGUAUCUUUAUUCCACAUUUAGAGAUAAAAUAUCAGGAAUAGCAAACAUAAAUCUCAAAAUUCAGUAACCUAUUGGUGACUGAUAAAUUUUGAAAGUAAAUUUUUCUGCAUUAGAAAAUUGGAUAUCUGAAGGAUUUUCAAUGGAUGGAAGAAGAUGGAAACUUGGAAGAAAUCUCUGCACUGGCCUAAUAAUUCCAAUUUUUAUAUUUUGGAUUAACUAAUUUUAAAGCUGUUCCUUGUAAUAAUUUAUCAAGGAUCCUUUGUUAAUCAUGUAUGAAAUAGAUUCAUUUUAGCUAUAAUUUUAAUCGUCAGUUUUUAAGUGUGUUUAUUGGAUCAUCAAAUCAAGAAAUAAAAAUUAUUUACAUUGAAUCUAUCAGAAUGAAGCUCAAAAUUCGAUUUUUUGUUGCGUUUUAUUUAUAUGGAUGAUAUAAUACAAGUGCAACUUUCAUUGCUAAAGAAGCAGGAAUAGAAAAAUUUAUCUACACAGAAUCAAAGGCUAAAGAAAACAAGAACUAGAGAAACAUAUAAUUUCCUUUGUUUCUCAUUAUGUAAAGUACUAAUAGGUGUUUAUAAUUUUCUUUAAAAAAAAUUUUUUUUUUUAAAGUACUCUUUUACAGUAAUUUUUAUGUUGAAAAUGGAGUUGUUUACAAGCCAGCAAAAAGAAAACUGUGUGUCCUUCAUGGUAAUAAAGAAUCCUCACAAAUGAUAACUGAAGCCAAUUCAUUUCGGUCAAAAAUACUGCUUUAUGUGCUACAAAUCGAUUUGAUCAUCGUUCAGAGUUUUAAUAUAAAUCUUUAUUUGAAAAGUAUUUUAUCAGUCAAUGAAUAUCUUGUGGCAAGAAAAUUUACACAUUAAAACUUAUGUAACUCAGAAGAUUCUUUACUACAAAACGUGCUUGGCUUUCAAAUAUUUUUUUUCAUGGAACCUUCUUGUGUCUCAAAAGUUGGUGAUACAGCAUCCAUUUCAAAAAAUUAACUUCGAGAACAAAUGCAAGCUCUUAAGUUUGCCAAUUUUUUCCUGGUCUUCUGAUCCAUAUGAGAGUUCGCAGCUUAAAAAGGCCUAAAUAUGAAAAAAGGAAGAUGUCCCCAUCUCCUGUUAGACGUGAUAUUCCCUCCUCCUCACAUGGAAUGCGUGGUCUUUCCCCAUAUCAUGAUGAACGUUACUUAAACCCUAGAUCUUCUGCACAUGGAUCCCAUCUCUCUUCUCCUCCUCCUAUAAAGAAGAAAGCUCGAAGAGAACCUGACAGAUAUGAACGUGCUGAAACUCCUAGUAUGAUGAUGCGGCGAUCUGAAAUGUCAAUGCAUUCAGAAGAUAGAAUGCCUCACCGAAGUGAUAUGCUUCCUCAUUCCACUUCUAUAUCAUCUUCAUCCCACCGUAGCCAUGCUGCAUCAGCAGCUCAUGAUGAUCGAAGAGAUCAUUACGAAAUGGCAGAUCGUGGACAUGGCGGUCCUCCCCCUGUACCAAGUCAUUCUAAACGGCCACCAUCCGUAAAAUCUCCUUAUGAUGGUCAACAUAAUGAAAGAUAUAGAAGUCCUAGCCCUUCGAGUCGAUAUCCUUUGACUGAUGAAAAGCGUUAUGCUCCUACUUUGCAUGAAAGAUUCAGUGCUGUUGUUGAUAGGCACAGAACUGAACCAAAAAUAAAAUAUUCCCGGGAAGAUUUAGAAAAAAUAACCAUUGACAUUCAUCGUAACUUGAAGGCACAAUCACCUACUUUAAGGCGCAUUGUUGAUCCAAGUGAUGUGAAAUUAGUUCGUCGAGCCAAUGAGGGGCAUCGACCCAUGUUUGAUCGAGAAGAAAUCAAGCAGGCUGCUAGAGAUAUGAGAGAAGAUGCUUAUUAUGAAAAAAAGGCAACCUCUGGAGGAGGAAUUUAUAAUUCUACACAUUCCACAAAUCUUAGAGAUGUAGAAAAUUAUGAAAUCACUCGUCAUAGGUUUGAGACUCAUCAUCAAGCAUUCCAAGCUACUAGUGGACGUAGCCUCAGUGAUCGGUGGCAGAAUCCUGAGUCACGGAAAGAAAGUACAGCUUUGGAUCAAGAUGAUAGAGAGUAUGAGCGACUGCACACCAAAAGAAGUUUUGGUGAUACUCGAUCGUCAAAAUCUGGUGACAUGGAUUUUCGUUCAGAAAGAUAUCCAGCUGGAGAAACAAGUCGAAGUAGAUCGGAUUAUCCCGACAGCCAUCAUCGUACACAUUCCCCUGAUAUUGAACCUAGGAGUCUUAUUGCACACAGGAAGGAGGGGCCACAUUCAGAUGCCAGAAAGAAGCUAAGCAUGAGAAGGGACAGUGACCGAGAACUUCCACCUAUUGGUCACUCUGAUGGUAGAAGUCGGUAUAUGCCAUUGUCUGAAAAACGCUAUUCUGACAGCUUAAGCAGAGUUGAAAAGCAUCAUGUUGAUCACAGAACUUCUAGUAUGGAACUACCUCACAAGUGGACUACCAAAAGAAGAUCUCCUAUGAAAGAAGAGAAAAUGUCUGAAUUUUCUCGAAGGCCUGAUAAAUAUGCUUAUAAAUCAUGGCCUGAAGAUUUUCCUGGUCCACCACGUAAUUCAAGCUAUUACGAGGGUAGUCAUGAAGGUAUUGAGUCAUAUAGAGGAAGAGGGAGCUCCAGACCAUUUCGUGGUACAAGAGGGCUUCGUUCUCGUGGUCGAGGCAGUUUUCCAUCUCGUUCGUUCUAUAGAGGUGGGUACCGAAACUCCAACACGUUUAGAGGAAGAGGAGGAUCCAGAAGAGGCAGAUUUUCACCUGGUUUAUGGGAACAUGAUUUGUAUUCUCGAUCAUCUGAGGAUCGUAAAAUUGACCUUCCUUAAUUGUACAUUGUGUUGCUGUCUCAUGAUCUCUUUGUUACUGAAAUGCCAUUUUGUUAAAUAUUGCAAAUAUGCAAUUAUAUACCUAUUGCUAAAUAAAAUGUUUAUGUACUAUCA
Molecule: messenger RNA, 4240 nt
Organism: Argiope bruennichi
Lineage: Eukaryota; Metazoa; Arthropoda; Arachnida; Araneae; Araneidae
Product: serine/arginine repetitive matrix protein 2-like
Exons: 11
Coding region: 2357-4126 (589 amino acids)
Source: RefSeq, a predicted model, not a curated record